AUGGAGCACGCUUCCCUGGAAGGUGCAACUAUCGAUCCUGAGACGAAAGUGUUUGGUGGGGAUGAUGCACCAGAAGGAGCGUUCCCUCAUCAGGUAUCAUUGAGAAAGACCACAUGGAGGGAGUACCACUUCUGCGGCGGAUCUAUCGUCAGAAAAUCAUGGGUGUUGACCGCUGCGCAUUGCACAAUCAAUGUUCAUCCUGAUAAUAUAACAGUUGUUGCCGGGACAAAUUCAUUGGAUUCCGAUGAUGGUAUGAGGUAUAAUUUGGAUGAAAUUAUAAAUCAUGAAAAUUAUAAUCAAACAACAUUGGAAAACGAUAUCGCGCUUCUUAGAAUAGUUGGUGAAUUUGAUUAUUCUUCCGAUAUCGCUCCCAUCGCCUUGGCGGAGCAGCCUUACACCUGCUGGUAUGGAUAUUAUGAUCAAGUACCUGAUCAACUUCAAGUGCUAUACCUGAAAACAGUAUCGGUAGAACAGUGCCGAGAGGACUUGUCAACGAAUGGCAAGCCAAACGAUCUUCCUGUAACAGAUACUAACGUUUGCGCUUCUAAGGAAAGAGGCGCAGGUUCAUGUAAAGGUGAUUCUGGUGGUCCACUAGCAGUUAACAAGACGCUUAUUGGUGUUGUAUCUUGGGGUAGGAAUAUCUGUGGUCAGGGGGUCCCUGAAGUAUAUGCAAGCGUCUACGAGUUCCGUAAUUGGAUCUUAGAAAACCUCGAUUCGGAUGAAUAA
Messenger RNA from Colias croceus (clouded yellow), 726 nucleotides. RefSeq names its product chymotrypsin-2-like. Gene Ontology annotation, biological process: proteolysis. Lineage: Eukaryota; Metazoa; Arthropoda; Insecta; Lepidoptera; Pieridae. Bases 1 to 726 code for a protein of 241 amino acids. The transcript has 5 exons. Gene Ontology annotation, molecular function: serine-type endopeptidase activity. The record is from RefSeq and is a predicted model, not a curated record.